Phytomonas sp. EM1 is the source of this 1189-nucleotide messenger RNA. Lineage: Eukaryota; Euglenozoa; Kinetoplastea; Trypanosomatida; Trypanosomatidae. The record is from the annotation of a GenBank genome assembly.
ACAAGACAUGCAAAGGAAGGUGAAACAAAAAGACAACGCUCUGAUGUUAAACCAAGAAAUAGUAGAUUUUGACGCGCUGUCUAUAGAAACCUCUCCCGCUUUUAGAAGUAGCGCACCUUUGGGAAGAACCGAUGCUUGGGAAUUCGACUUUCCCGUAAAAUCUUGUAGCGCCAUCGAGAUACGUGGCCUUUUUGAGGACCUUCAUGAUAAAAUUCAACGACUUGAAAGCGAUUUUGUGCGUAUGCAGAAUCAGCUAAAGCGAUCGAACCAACAUGGCCACAGCCAUUGCACACAGCUUGCUGAGGUGUGCAAGGAUUUAGAAAAUUUUUUUUUGCACGAUGCUGACGUAUUUAUCACGAACCCUGUAGACGAAAGUGGCUUUGAGGGACCAUCACAAGACUCAUUGCCGAGCCCCGACGCACUGUCGGAUCCCGUGAGGAAUCUCCUCCACAACUUUAGGGAGGAGAUCGAGCGUCAAGGGGAGCGGACGGAGCGCCGGUUGAAUCUAAUGGAAACUAAUCUUGCCGAGCUCAAGCAAACUAUUUCGGAAAAUCACAAUCAAGCUCUCUUAGAGGUUAAAAUGUGCGUUGAGAAGUACACAGAGAAUAUGCUGCAGCGCUUUUCACUGGAAAGGAAGGCAAGCUUGGAGGACUUAUAUCAACCUCUUAGAGAUCAUAUUGCACUGCUAGAGCGCGAAAUCACACGUAGACUCGAUCAGGCUCAGUGCUUCUGCAAUGAGAACAUCGAUAUGCGUAUUCAGGGCCUCCAUGCGGAACUCGCUGAGAGCGCUGCUCGGAAGGCGACUUCAUCUGCCAAAGUUGAGAGUAUUCACCACUGCGUGCGCGCACUGGAGUCAUCCAUGCAGGAAAUGGUGGAUAAAUGGGAUAGUCAACAAAUCCAACUAUCUCGGGAUGUUCACGAAGCUCAUUUGUGUAUUCAACACCAGCAGGACGAGCUUAAGCGUAUGAAUGAAACGCUGAAGGAACACGGUGAACAAAUAACUGAGCUGCAGCGAAAUGUCCCCUUGGAUGGGGCCUUUCAGGAAAUCAAGGACUGGCUCACAGAUUUGGAAAAGCGUGCAGUCAACCAUGGUGGGAUGCAGAAGCAAAAGCAGAGUGUGGAAGCUCAACUAGCGGAACUUCGAAAGGACCUUCACUUGGCGACCUCGAAGACGGAUAGAAGUGAAUAA